Molecule: messenger RNA, 1449 nt
Organism: Echinostoma caproni
Lineage: Eukaryota; Metazoa; Platyhelminthes; Trematoda; Plagiorchiida; Echinostomatidae
Source: the annotation of a GenBank genome assembly
GUUCUUGAAAAUCCGUCCAGUUCCGUUGUAGGUGGAAAACGAGAUGAAAUGUCGUCAUUUUACUCUGACGCGCCGUCUUUCCAACAACAUUCCACUCAAUGUUCCACUGGUCCGACUUAUGCUGCCGGGGACUUGGAAGAGCAGUUUGAGACCAUUGGGCCGGAUCCAGGUCAAAUCAACCGCUCCGGAUUCGCACGCACCGGAGACACAGUAAUGUCAUCGUCUGUGUCUACUGGUCAGGCAGCUACGGACGAAGAACAAGCAGAGGAUCAACAGGAAUUUUUCUUCUCCCUUCUACUAAAUUCGCAAAGGAGGCGUAUGGAUGAGCAACGUUGCUGUUUGAAUAACGGUAACAGCAUGUCUAAUAAUGCCACUGUUACUACUGUGGCUAACGGUGUUCACCCAAUCAACUCAGUCGGUACAGCAGGACCGGCCAACACAUACCCUGCGUCAUCCUCAGUACCGUUGCAUUUGGACCAGGUCUCCGAAGAGGCGUUCUUUGAUCUGAUCGAAGGUGUACAGGGCGAUCGAAUGGAUGAUCAGCGAGCCAGCCUGCCCAUAUUUCCCGGACUUCGACCCGGUCCGGGACUGUCUUUAUGCGAGAACAAUUCUACCUCAAUUGGAGCUGCAGCCAACUCGGUCUCCGCCCUUUCGCGUGGAAACCCAGCAAGAGCAUCAACUGGGAGCAGUGGUGCUAGUGAUGGUCUCCCGGAACCGAUUGGUUCUCACGUACAAUCACGCACAUUCCACCCCGCGGGUUCCACGUCGACAGCCGCAACGAGCACAGAGUUCUGUGGUAGAAACAGCUCGGCGACUGGGAAUAACAGCAUGGCUCCACGGGAUUUAGACGAUGAAUUUCUCGAUAUGAUUUUUCGAUUACAGAGCUCCACGCGUAUCAACGACCAACGAAGCAAUCUUCCCGACCCUCUUUCACGUGCUAAUACUUGGGACGAGUCUUGUGCAUCGUCCGCCUCCGUUGUCAAUCGCUCGGGAUCCGAAACCACUCGUUUCUCCCUGCCCAGUUCUCUUGCAGCAUUAUCUCUAAGUGGGCGUAGCAACAACGGGGAUAGUGGAUCUAGUACCAUGACUGUAACUUCUGUGGGUACAGCCGCUGGUGCAGGAGGUGGUGCCGGAUCAUUCAAUCGCCCAAAUGCUCCAACCGUUCCCGACGAGGAUUUCUUUGCUCUCAUCCAGCGAGUUCAGUCCACCAGGCUGGAUGAGCAACGCUGUAAUCCACCGCCUGCUGUGGCUUUGUCCCGUGUGUCCGUCCAUUCAAAUCAGUUGCCCGAUUCCACCACUGUACAAAGUUGCUCUUCACCCACACUCUCUGCAUCCUCUACCGCGGCAUGCGGGGCUCCCGCGACUCUGCACAAAUCAUCGAGCCAUUCCUCCACUUCGCGUCGCCGUAGGGGCAGUUGGCGCCGUCUCUCAUCAAAUGCAAACCGGUAG